This is a messenger RNA of Aphidius gifuensis, 2343 nucleotides long. RefSeq names its product T-complex protein 1 subunit alpha-like. Gene Ontology annotation, molecular function: ATP hydrolysis activity; ATP binding; ATP-dependent protein folding chaperone. Bases 237 to 1910 code for a protein of 557 amino acids. Gene Ontology annotation, biological process: protein folding. The transcript has 2 exons. NCBI's taxonomy places the organism in Eukaryota, Metazoa, Arthropoda, Insecta, Hymenoptera, Braconidae. Gene Ontology annotation, cellular component: chaperonin-containing T-complex. The record is from RefSeq and is a predicted model, not a curated record.
AAUAUUUUUAUUACAAAAAAUUUAUUAUAGCUUUAAAAUUAAAAACAGUUAAAAAACAAUAAAUAAAAAUCUCUAUAUAAAUAAUUCUCGGGUAUUUUUAUAGUCUUAUGUUGGAUCCAUGAUAUUUUGAUUUCUUUUGACAGUUUGUUUAAAUUGACAAUUUACUCCAAACAAAAAGAAAUAUAAAAAAUAUAAUUGAUUGUAAUAAAUUGUAUAAGAUUAUAUAAACAAUUAAAAUGACAACUGUUGCAAGUGCUCUUGCCUUAGCUGGUUCUCGUCAAUCUGGUGCAUCAGUUCGUGCUCAAAAUGCCAAUGCUGUUUAUGCCAUGUCCAAUAUUGUCAAGAGUUCACUGGGUCCAGUGGGUCUUGAUAAAAUGCUCAUUGAUGAUAUUGGUGAAGUAACAGUGACAAAUGAUGGAGCAACAAUUGUUGCAAGUCUUCAAAUUGAUCAUCCAGCAGCUCGUGUUGUUGCUGAACUUGCACAACUUCAAGAUGUCGAAGUUGGUGAUGGUACAACAUCAGUUGUUAUAAUUGCUGCUGAAUUAUUAAAAAAUGCUGAUGAAUUGGUACAACAACAUAUACAUCCAACAUCAGUUAUAAGUGGUUAUCGUUUAGCUUGUAAAGAAGCAUGUAAAUAUAUACAAGAAAAUUUGACAAUUGCUGUUGAAGAACUUGAUCGUGAUGCAAUUGUAAAUGUUGCUAAAACAUCAAUGUCAAGUAAAAUCAUUGGUGCUGAUUCAAGCUUUUUUGGCAACAUGGUUGUUGAUGCAGCAACUGCUAUUAAAAUAAAUGAUGGUAAAGGUGGACAUUUGUAUCCAAUAAAAGCUGUUAAUGUAUUAAAAGCACAUGGUAAAAGUGUUAGAGAAUCAAAGCUCAUUCAAGGAUAUGCAUUAAAUUGUAUUGUGGCAUCACAAGCUAUGCCCAAAAAAAUAGUAAAUGCUAAAAUAGCAAUAUUAGAUUUUUCACUGCAAAAAACUAAAAUGAAAUUGGGUGUUGAAGUACUUAUUAAUGAUCCAGAAAAAUUAGAAGGUGUACGUCAACGUGAAAUUGAUAUCACCAAAGAAAGAAUUGAGAAAAUAAUAAAUGCCGGUGCAAAUGUUAUUCUAUUAACUGGUGGUAUUGAUGAUCUUUGUCUUAAAUAUUUUGUUGAAUCUGGUGUUAUGGCUGUUAGAAGAUGUAAAAAAGUUGAUUUAAAAAGAAUUGCAAAAGCAACUGGUGCACAAUUUUUAACAUCAUUAACAAAUAUGGAUGGUGAUGAAAGUUUUGAAGCAAGUUAUCUUGGUGAAGCUGCUGAAGUUGUACAAGAAGUUGUUUGUGAUGAUGAAUUACUUCUUAUUAAAGGACCAAAAGCAAGAACAGCAGCAUCAAUAAUAUUACGUGGACCAAAUGAUUAUUAUUGUGAUGAAAUGGAAAGAUCAAUUCACGAUGCACUUUGUGUUGUUAAACGUGUACUUGAAAGUAAAAAUGUUGUUGCUGGUGGUGGCUGUGUUGAAGCAGCACUAUCAAUAUACUUAGAAAACUUUGCAACAACAUUAAGCUCACGAGAACAAUUGGCAAUUGCUGAAUUUGCCAAAUCAUUAUUGGUUAUUCCAAAAACCCUGGCUGUCAAUGCUGCACAAGAUUCAACAGAUCUUGUUGCUAAACUUCGUGCUUAUCAUAAUUCAUCACAAACACAAGUUGAACAUGCAAACUUAAAAUGGAUUGGUCUUGAUCUUGUUGAGGGUACUGUGAGAGAUAAUAAAAAAGCUGGUAUACUUGAACCAGCAAUAUCAAAAAUUAAAUCACUUAAAUUUGCAACUGAAGCUGCCAUCACAAUUCUUCGUAUUGAUGACAUGAUUAAACUUGAUCCAGAACAAAAAGGAGGUAAAUCUUACAAUGAUGCUAUGGCUGCUGGUGAGCUUGAAGAUUAAUUUUAACAUUAAUUUUCAUGACUUCAUUAAAAUUAUAAUAUUAAGAUAAUAGUCUAUAGUUUAAAAUAAAUAAAUAAUAUUUUUAAUAAAUUAAAAUUAAAUAAAUUUGUGUUUCUAAUUAUAUUUAACUCACAUUAAAAAUAACAAACAAUUGUAAAUUUUACAGUAUGAUAAAUACUUCAUCUUGAAAAUAAAAUAAAUGUUUAAAUAUAAUUUUUUUUUUUAAAUAAUCAAGUGCCUAUAAAAACUCACAAUAAUUAAAAUAAAUUUGAUACGCAAUAAAUAUUAAUUUAACCGAAUAAUUAGCUGUUUCAUCUUAUCAUCUUUUACACCAACCAGCCCCCCUAUAAAAUAUAUAUAUUAAAAAAAGCAAUUAUCAUAACAUUAAUUAAUAAUUUACUUAUAGAAAAAAUAAAAAAGAAAACAACAACAA